Molecule: messenger RNA, 6149 nt
Organism: Spirometra erinaceieuropaei
Lineage: Eukaryota; Metazoa; Platyhelminthes; Cestoda; Diphyllobothriidea; Diphyllobothriidae
Source: the annotation of a GenBank genome assembly
AUGGCCCUUUAUCGUGAAUUUAACGUUCUGGACCUUCUAAGAUAUGCAAACGUGUGAGUUACGAAGUAGAUUUAAUUGAUGACUUCUAAUGUCCUAGUUGAUAUCUUCUCUUCUCUGCGAUCCACGUUUAGUGAGCGGUUCUUUUUUCGGCUCGGAUAGUCUUACUUUUGGAUCUCUGUGCACAUCAGUAGGGAUAUCUAAAAGUGAUCAAAUAGGGGAUAUCAGAGAGCUGUGUUGCUCCGAUGUAAUCUGAUAGGUACCAUUGCUUAUUUCACCACACUCAAUUUCUGAACCGCAAUAUAUAAUGUCUCUUUGUUUUGGACAGCGACAUUUAAAUGUCGGUAAUAACCCAUCAUCAACGACGAGAUCUCUCAUAUGGAUGCUCUAUGUAGCGUUAACGAACGAAUAUAAAACACCGACAAAAGACCUUAAAACACCACAUAAGUAUAGAACCAAAUCCCGGCGUUGGUUUAUCACAAGUUCACCCUAAAUGCAUGUCACGUCCGCUAUCAAAUCCCAAUUUUGAGAACACCUUUACGUCGCAUUAGGUGGUUUUGGGAACUCAGUACUUCGUCACAAUGGGUUAUGGCCAUUUUAGUACUUAUAACAUGGCACUUGGCCAACUGUCAGCCAUUAGUUUAUAUCCAUCUUUUUGCCGAUCCCCUUGUUUCUUUUUCAGGAACCUGGAUCCCCUGACAGAGACUGUAUCCUUUAUUUUCCAAUUCUUCCACUGGACUAUCUACGUAGAGUUAGUUACGCAUGUAUACAUUUAUUGAAAACGGGGAUUGAAGAUCCUUGCACACAUAACUCAGCAUGCCAAGCUUCGGAUUCUCGUGUUGACGUUUUACUUUAACAAUUGGAUAAUUUUCCCAGGCGGAAACCAAGCGGACUCCAAUUUAUCGCAGCGCACAGCCCAUCACCGAUCGAGCAGUUAAGGACAAAAAGAUUAGGACGAGUGUUCCAAAUCAACCUCCGGUGAAAUAUCUUCUGACUAUUUAGCUUUACUGUUGUUAUAUUAUUGUGGUCAAAGCCACUCAUAUCUUGUCAUCGACAGACCAUGCAGGAAUGUAAAACACCUGGAUACUAUUAUUAAUUCUAAGUAGGAUUUUUUGAAACUCAUAGAUUUUGCGACGGCUUUCAACCUCCAAUUUUCGCUGCAUACCACCAACGGAAACAUAGAAAAGCAUGGGUAAUCUGAUUUAAUCAGGAUGAGUGAUGUGCGGGCAUAACAACCGAGAAUUAAGGGACGUCCGAGGGCCUGAACAAUUUGGUCGGCAUCCUUCAUAUUAGAAUCAAGUUAGAGAUCUGGCUGGGGUGUAAAUCGAUUUCCUCCUUUACGACUACGCCACAAGAUGAUAGCAAGCAAGGACAGCAGAAUUUAAUGGCACCAGGAAAUUUCGCGACGGCUUCUCGACUGCAGCCUGUCGUUGCAUAACAACAAGAUGAUAGCUCAUUGACCAUAACCAUUAACCUUUCCUGUCUGCCUGUUUAUUCCUUAAUCGUUGCAUUAUAAGUACAGCGUAGGGUAUUACAUGCAUUACAUGAUCACCUGGCCGGAGUACAUGCGCGUCGUUGAGUCACCAAUCCUCACAUGCUUCUCGGCAUGUCAAGGUUCCAAAGGCGACUCCGUUCUCGGUACCGCUCUUCAGAGGGUAAGAGAAAACGUCACCACACUUGGUGGCCGAAUUAUGGGCUAUAUGGUUGCCAAAUCAGAGGGCCAGGGUGAAAACUGGCAUGGCCAUGUGACUGCCCUUUCAGUGGCUCCAGAAUAUCGUCGAGUUGGACUGGCUGGCAGGCUCAUGAAAGGCUUCGAGGACACCUCUGAAAGGCAAGUUGUUACGUCCAGAUUUUGAAGAAACACUCCUCUCAUUGGUGCUCGGGCCUGUUCAUUUUUUAAUGGCUCACCCUAUCAUUGUCUUAAUGAUGGUGGUUUAGGCCAAAUUGCAUUCCUAUUCAGGGACACCAACAGUACUUCUGGGGCCUUGCCACUGCGAGUCAGAACGCCAACAGCAGCGGGUCCGUGCUCUUAGUCUAUCAUCUCCAACCCGUUUAAAAACGUUUCCACGUUAACUUUUCUUAACAAAAUACGAUUUCGUAUACUUUCCUGCUCCCCUUCCAUACCUACCUAGUUUUACCUUACUAAAUAGGCUUUUUACGUCAAGCAAUAUUAUAUUCUUCUUCCAUAGGUUUUGGUCCACCGAUCGUUGACAAAUGGAAAAGUGUCUUCGGUAGUGUGAGCAUCAACGCUGCGUCUAGUUGGUUCUAUUGAUUGAACUAACCAGUGCAAGUUUGUUGGAGCGCCACUAGACGAAACCGCUGACAUAAUUUUUUAGCACGCGUCCGAAACUUAUUUUGAGUCAGAAUAAUUGCAGUCAUGCAUGAAGGAUUACAGUUCAUAGUCAGUGGACAUUUAAACAAGCUGGUAGACAGCUUAGCUACUGGCAGCCCAAUGAGGCCAGCCCUAGUCGGCAUCUUCAGAUCAGGCCUUGAACAAAAAUCGUUCCUUAACCUACAGCGAACCAUAUCCUAUAGAAGUUAUGUAGAUGACAUUUCUUGUCGUAAUCAGUAGCCCGAGAGAUUUGGAACUACCACUCAGAGCUAUUUAGAUGGCGCACGCAAAAAUCAACUUUACAAUCGAUCUUAAAGAAAACAACACUGUCCAUAGGCAGGUCGAUCGCUCCACUGAGUUAUCAACUUGCCAGGCAACCGCUUAGAAAAGACAGUAUAUGUAAUUUUCGACUUUCUCCCCAAUUCAAAAAAGGAUGAAACUUUGCCUUGUAUCUACUCGACUGGACUACUAGAGCUUAUUUCCAUAGGCUAAUAUCCUUAUGAACUGCUUUCUUAGAAACAGGUGCCCAGAAAAUUUUACCGAUAACUUUCGCUACCUCAAACGAGAAAACCCGCCGGAACUGUCCAUACCAAAAGACUUGUUAGCGCUUGCCUCUCGAGAGUGAUGUGUCAAACGUGAUCCAGUGACGGCUUCGAUACGCGAUUGGACGGACGUACACAGCCAUUAACCUGUCUCUUUAUAUACUAACGGCUACUCCAGUUAAACCAGCUAAUGACGUUUUGCCUAUGAGCGUCACAUAAAACGAUAUCUGUGAGCCAACAUGUAGUUGCGGAUGUAAAUACAUGUUGCGCACGUGAAAGCAGUUAACAACUCAGCUAGCUGAGCGCAGGCCGAAGUGCCUGCUGAUAGAAAAUAAAAUUACUGAUACAAGCGAAGGUGCGAGUCCCAGGAAGUAGUUGAUAAAAAGUGGAAGCAGUCGCCGGAAAAAGAGAUUUGUUCGCCCGGCGUUUCGGAUUCACGCUCGAACUCACCAUCAGAAGGAGUAACAGAUACGGAUCUAUUAGUCUUUCUGAUGAUGGGUUCGAGCGUGAAUCCGAAAUGUCAGGCGGAUAAAUCUCUUGUUGCAGCGAUCGCUUCUACUACUUAUCAGAAAAUAAAAUACCAGGAAGUUCAUUCGCAAAGCACAUGGCUGUAAAACGGCGUCAUUUAAGGUCUGACUUCGAUCGGCGACUGCGCGUCCCCUGCGCUAUUCAAAAGUGACUCUGCAGGAGAAAAUAAGGGCUCCGUAAGCAGUUUGGUCACCCGAUCCACCUCGUACUGCCAUAGUGGGAACCAGUAAGGAAAAUAAUCUUGUAUCCUCCCCGCCCCUCUACCGCCAAAUGACUGGCUAGUUUUUCAUACUGUGUCGUCCCAACCACGCUUGACAAGUUUCCGUUGUAAUAAAAAUCCGUUUGCCCUCGCUUGCAAAUCUUAGCGCUCUGCCGUUUAUGUACCAACCCCAUUUGAUUGCCCUAGGCCGGGGUUCUUAUUUAAUCGUCUGUUAUACGAAUAUUCUAUUCUGCCUUCCUCAUUAGCAAGCGGAGCUCGAUAUGGUAGACAUUUCAAGUGCCCGUAGAGUUUGCGAACUGGCUCCAUAUCUGCCAAAUCGCAUAUCUGGUUCUUUACGGAACAUGUGGUAACCCCUUGGUUACCAAUGCGGUCGUUCCACUCAACUGGCGUGGUCGCGGGUGGCCAGUCUAUACCCAUCUCGGUAUUACUGUAAGACUUUUUGUUGGAAACAAGCGACUUUCACCGUGAGGCAGAUUCAUUCAGCGCCAGAGCUCAAUUUGGUGUAUGUUACUCCGUUUUCCCCACCAAAGUAUUGUGUGGUGCCUCCAAGGCAACAACUUUCCUGAUCGCUUUGUAAUACCUGACUAUUUUAAGGCCGGACAUAGGUUCAAUUUGAUCUCAAACAGGUGUCUUAUGACUGGGCUAGUCAAGGCGCUUGUUACGCUGUUAGAUGUUGCUGCCUAAUAAGGUACGCCGUAGACUGAUUUGUUGCUAGGUUUUUUUUAUCUCCGGGGCGGAGUUAUGAGUAAACAUGAUAACGCCGUUCGCGCCCUUUACGUGAUGCUAUCAUCAAUUAAGGCAAGACCAUUUUCAAGUAUUCGGAUUCGGGCUUUCCGGAGUUCCUUGUGAUCACCGCGCAAGCCACUAGUAGCUGUGAUUCUUAGUGUUUGACGAUCCCUUGCACACUGUCGGCCAGUAAGGACGCGCUUGCUGACGUUCAAAUGGCACAGAUUUUUGGGUAUAUCCGGACUUUGCGUCAGUCUGCCCUGUGUACCUGGAAAACUAACACAAAAACGCUUAUUGUUGUGAAUUCGUUUGUCCGGCGACCAUUGAUAGCCAGUGUGCAAGUUAUUCCGGCAAAACUAGAUCUGUGUAGCUGGUGUUUCCAUGUAUGGCCGUUUGCCAUGCAAACACUAUGUAACAGUCUUGGUGGACAGUAUUACGAUAGGCAAAGGCCGUUUAUGACACUUGCUACGUAGUCUGUUUCCAAAAUGAGGCGUCAUUUAUGUUUAAAUCGUGUAUUCUGGAGAGUGAAACGCUCAAAGAACUGCAGAAGCAUAUGACGUUUGUUUUUUCCCCAAAUCUUUAGCAUUACACAUUAACAUGCUGGGAGGCAACUUGCCAGAUUGUUGAAGCCAUCUGUAACACGCCACAGGCCCCGUUAUUGUUGAGUUCUACUUGCAUUCCCAGUGAUUAAUUAACAGGACAAUUUUACCACGCGCCCGGAUGCAUGGGUGAAACAGUCCGAGUUUACUGCAUAGCACCUCUUCGGCAGAGUUCGAUAGAAAGUUCCUGCCGCUUUGAAAGCGAGCGCGAUGCCGACAAAAUUUUAACAGUCCACACGUCAUUCCUCCUAGUAACCAUUAUGCCUAUGUAUGAGUAAUUGUGCCAAGUUGCAAAUUUUCAGAUGAGGCUCGUCAUAUCGGACCCUGUCUACCUAGACCAUUACAAGGUACGCGAGAGGAGGCUAGACAAUGCAGUAGAUGAAACAAAUAGAAGUUGACGAUGCUACUAAGUGGGGUUAGAAGAAUUUGGCCACCUGGCUUGGGAUAUCGCGUCGCUCACCUGUGAACCAAUUCAGCAACUUCAUCUAGCGAAAAUCAAAAUCGAUCCCGGAAUCCCAUACCGUCUAUUGCUUUUCCACUUCUUAUCUUCACCUGCUUACCCUCAUAACAUUGAGCCCCCUGGCGAUUGGUGGUACCUGACACUUGUACUCCUCGUCAGACUUUCGUUGAGUGAUGACGUUGCAUGGCAUGGCUGAUGGCAGUCUAGAUCCACACCUUUGUUCGCCAAGGAAAUAUGGUUGACGAUGCUCAUUGCAGAGUAGUUUACUUGUUAUCCAGUGACGCUCCUGUUUGAUUUCUUUAAUUUAUCAUAUUUUAUAGAAAAGCUUGCUAUUUCCUCGACCUAUUUGUCCGCGCCUCAAACGAAUUGGGUCAUUCCGUUUACAAGAAAAUGGGUUAUGUCAUCUACCGACGGGUGUUAAAUUAUUACUCCGGCAAGGACGAUGAUGAAGAUGCUUUCGGUAUGUCUCUCUAAUUUCUCCUCUGUACGUAUUUGUGUCAUUUGUGCGGUCUCCCGGUAGGAACUACUUGCGUAUACCGCUUGGCUCAUUCUCUUCGUCAUGCUAAAUUGUCUUUUGUACUUAGCAGACUCGUUUGUUUUUAUAUGACUGGUCAUAUUCAUGUCACGCAUAUUCUAUUUCUUCAACGAUCUAGAUAUGCGAAAAGCGCUUUCAAGAGACGUUGAGCGCAAAUCUGUCGUGCCUCUCAAACGGCCUGUGAAGCCUGAAGAUUUGGAAUUCAACUAG